Messenger RNA from Suricata suricatta (meerkat), 2255 nucleotides. RefSeq names its product DDB1 and CUL4 associated factor 15 (gene DCAF15). Gene Ontology annotation, cellular component: Cul4-RING E3 ubiquitin ligase complex. The transcript is spliced from 13 exons. The record is from RefSeq and is a predicted model, not a curated record. The coding region runs from base 1 to 1803 and encodes 600 amino acids. Gene Ontology annotation, biological process: protein ubiquitination. NCBI's taxonomy places the organism in Eukaryota, Metazoa, Chordata, Mammalia, Carnivora, Herpestidae.
AUGGCGCCCAGCUCGAAAUCGGAGCGGAACAGCGGGGCCGGGAGCGGCGGCGGCGGCCCGGGGGGCGCCGGGGGAAAGCGGGCGGCGGGGCGGCGGCGGGAGCACGUCCUCAAGCAGCUGGAGCGGGUCAAGAUCAGUGGGCAGCUCUCCCCUCGCCUCUUCCGGAAGCUGCCGCCCAGGGUCUGCGUCUCCCUCAAGAACAUUGUGGACGAGGACUUUCUCUACGCAGGACACAUCUUCCUGGGCUUUUCCAAGUGCGGCCGUUACGUCCUCUCCUACACCAGCAGCAGCGGGGACGAUGACUUCUCCUUCUACAUCUACCAUCUGUACUGGUGGGAGUUCAACGUCCACAGCAAGCUCAAGCUGGUCCGGCAGGUGCGGCUCUUCCAGGACGAGGAGAUCUACAGUGACCUGUACCUGACCGUGUGCGAGUGGCCCAGUGAUGCCUCCAAGGUCAUCGUCUUCGGCUUCAACACCCGCUCAGCCAACGGGAUGCUCAUGAACAUGAUGAUGAUGAGCGAUGAGAACCACCGGGACAUCUACAUCAGCACGGUGGCCGUGCCAUCACCAGGUCGCUGUGCUGCCUGCCGAGAAGCCAGCCGGGCCCAUCCAGGUGACCCGAGCGCACAGUGCCUGCGACACGGCUUCAUGCUGCACACCAAGUACCAGGUGGUCUACCCCUUCCCCACCUUCCAGCCCGCCUUCCAGCUCAAGAAGGACCAGGUAGUGCUGCUCAACACCAGCUACUCCCUGGUGGCCUGCGCUGUCUCCGUGCACUCGGCAGGGGAGAGUAACUUCUGCCAAAUCCUGUAUGACCACACCACCUCCCCUCCGGCCCCUCCCAGCCCCCCUGGGCCUCAGAGCCCUGAGCUGUCCCCCACCCUCCCCAGCCCCUGCCCUGAAGCAGCCCCCACCCGAGCCCCUGGGGCCCUUGAGCCCUCCCCCGCCAUCGCCAAAGCCAAGGAGUUUGUGGCCGACAUCUUCCGCAGGGCCAGAGAGGCCAAGGGUGGGACCUCAGAGGAAGCCCGGCCACCCCCCUGCCCGGGGCCCUCGGGCAGCCGCUGCCGCCUGCCCUCAGAGCCCCUGGCCCCAGGUGGGGAGGUGGUACCACGAGACAGCCCCCCUGCAGUGGAGGCACCAGCCCCGGAGCCUGGCUACGUCAACUACACCAAGCUGUAUUACGUGCUGGGGUCCAGCGAGGGGACAGAACCGGAGGACGAGUUCGAGGAUGACAAGAUUUCCUUGCCCUUUGUGGUGACGGAUCUCCGUGGCCGUAAUCUGCGACCCAUGCGGGAACGGGCUGCCGUCCAGGGUCAGUACUUGACGGUGGAGCAGCUCACGCUGGACUUUGAAUACGUCAUCAAUGAGGUCAUCCGCCAUGAUGCCACCUGGGCCCACCAGUUUUGCUCCUUCAGUGACUAUGACAUUGUCAUCCUGGAGGUAUGCCCAGAAACCAACCAAGUCCUCAUCAACAUUGGCCUGCUGCUCCUGGCGUUCCCGUCCCCAACUGAGGAGGGCCAGCUCCGACCAAAGACCUAUCACACCAGCCUCAAGGUGGCAUGGGACCUCAACACCGGCAUCUUCGUGACCGUCAGCGUAGGGGACCUCACCGAGGUCAAGGGGCAGACCAGCGGCAGCGUCUGGAGCUCCUACCGCAAGAGCUGCGUGGACAUGGUCAUGAAGUGGCUGGUCCCCGAGAGCAGCGGCCGCUACGUCAAUAGGAUGACCAACGAGGCACUGCACAAAGGGUGCUCGCUCAAGGUUCUGGCCGACAGUGAGAGGUACACGUGGAUCGUGCUGUGAGGGCCCAGCUGCCCUGGACACUGACUCCAACUACCUCCGCCUUCCGGCAGCCUCGCCCCGGCUGGCCGGCUGGCCGGUGACCGCCCGGCACUGGUGUUAGGCUGCGGGGAAGGGGGCUGGAGGGGGCAGCCCCUGGUGGCCCGAGAGUCUGGACGCUUCUUUAUUUAUGCCUAUUUAAGUGGGGAAGGGGCAGAGGGAGGGAGCCCCCUGCCCCCCAGCCUCAAGCGCCCACCUUCACCCCGCGCUGGGCACAGGCCCUUGCUCUCUGCGGGUCUGCCCCUUCCCUUGGCUACAGGUGUGGACAUUGCCCCCCCAGGGAGACCGAAUGGACCCCCUUCCCCUGGCCCUGCCCGUCCCAGCCUCCCCCACCUGAGGUGGCAGACCUCGUGGCCAUCCCCUCCCCCUGCCCGUCCUUCCUCCUCACGUAAUAAAUGUUUUAUUUCUGAGCCUCA